ACAGGCUUCCCAGGCCUGGAGUGGGCUCACCAUUGGAUAUCACUACCUAUUUUUAUAGGAUACCUAGUGGCCCUCGUGGGCAAUGCCACUAUCUUGCAUCUGGUAAGAACAGACUCUUCCCUCCACCAGCCCAUGUACUACUUCCUGGCCAUCCUGGCUGUGACUGACUUGGGCUUGUGCAUGUCCACACUGCCCUCAGUGUUGGGUGUGCUGUGGUUUGAUGCCCGGGCUGUGGGCCUGGUGCCCUGUGUUCUGCAAGAGCAUUUCCUCCACUCCUUCUUCUUCAUGGAGUCAGCCGUGCUCUUUGCAAUGGCUCUGGACCGCCUGGUGGCCAUCCGUUUCCCACUGCGUUAUGCAGCUGUACUCACAGGUCCUCGUGUGGCAUUGGUUGGGGUUGUGCUGGGCAUGCGGAGUGCUGUCAUCACAGCUGCUCCCUCCUUGAACCUAUUGAAAUUUGACUACUGCCGCCCUGGGGCACUCUCCCAUGCUUACUGUCUUCACCAGGACAUGAUCCGCCUGGCCUGCUCUGACACACGCUUCAACAGA
Molecule: messenger RNA, 546 nt
Organism: Tupaia belangeri chinensis (Chinese tree shrew)
Lineage: Eukaryota; Metazoa; Chordata; Mammalia; Scandentia; Tupaiidae
Product: olfactory receptor 51B5-like
Exons: 1
Biological process (GO): G protein-coupled receptor signaling pathway
Cellular component (GO): plasma membrane
Molecular function (GO): olfactory receptor activity
Source: RefSeq, a predicted model, not a curated record